GCUAUAAAUACUAUAAAGGGCAAGUACUUCAUGCGAGCGAACUCCGAGAAUUGUUUGAUGGAUUAAAACUAAACGACAUACACCACUACUCGCAUUUAUUAACAGGUUAUGUCGGUUGCAAGUCAUUUUUACAAGAAGUCCGUGAAGUUGUGAAGCAUUUGCGAGAUGCAAAUCCCAAUCUAAUAUUUGUGUGUGAUCCAGUUAUGGGUGAUAAUGGAAAUUUUUAUGUGCCAGAGGAUUUGUUACCAGUCUACCGGGACGAACUUGUGCCAUUGGCUGACAUUGUUACUCCUAACCAGUUUGAAGCUGAAAUGUUAACAGGAAUUAAAAUCAACACUGAAGAAGAUGCAUUUAAGGCAAUGAAAGUCUUACAUGACAGAGGUACUAAUUCAGUUGUGAUAACCAGCUCUGAAAUAAGCAAGAGAAACAUGCUUGUAGCACUUGGAAGCUCCUAUAAAGACGGCAAGCAUGUUUGUAUCCGAAUGGAAAUUCCAAAGCUUGACGUGGUGUUUACUGGGACUGGGGACUUGUUUACGAGUCUACUGUUAGCCUGGUCAUAUCGACAUCCCCAUGACCUGCAGCUGGCCUGUGAAAAGACUAUGUCAACUGUACAAACUAUCUUAAAAAGAACAAUAGCUAGUGCGAAAGCUAUAGCUGGACCUGACAACAAGCCCAGUCCUGCUCAGCUUGAACUUAAGCUUGUACAAAGUCUUGACGACAUCAAAGAGGCCAAAAUUAUAUACAAAGCCGAGAUAGUAUCCUGAUGAACCCUUCAAUAUCUGUUGCCAAGAUGUUUCAUGCAAUACAGUAUGAUACAGUACAGCUUUUAAAACAGAUGUUAAACUAUACUUUUCUUAUAUAACUUUGGUGAUACGUAAGCUGAGCAGUGAAUUUCUACUGGAUGAAUAUUUUAUAAACACUUAUAAAUACUCAAAUUGAUCUGAUGACUAUGAUGACAAAGGUGGCAAAAAAUUUAUUAUAAAAUUUUGAGAUUAUGACCAUGGUCUAUGGUGGUGAUGGUGAUGAUGAUUGUGAUGAUAAUGAUGCUGGUGAUGAUGGUGAGUGAUGAUGCUGGUGAAGAUGGUGAUAGUGAU
This is a messenger RNA of Actinia tenebrosa (Australian red waratah sea anemone), 1094 nucleotides long. Its product is annotated as pyridoxal kinase. Gene Ontology annotation, biological process: pyridoxal 5'-phosphate salvage. Gene Ontology annotation, cellular component: cytosol. Lineage: Eukaryota; Metazoa; Cnidaria; Anthozoa; Actiniaria; Actiniidae. The record is from RefSeq and is a predicted model, not a curated record. Gene Ontology annotation, molecular function: pyridoxal kinase activity.